This is a messenger RNA of Lagopus leucura (white-tailed ptarmigan), 1183 nucleotides long. It is a transcript of the gene MALSU1, whose product is annotated as mitochondrial assembly of ribosomal large subunit 1. The transcript has 4 exons. Gene Ontology annotation, biological process: negative regulation of translation; negative regulation of ribosome biogenesis. The record is from RefSeq and is a predicted model, not a curated record. NCBI's taxonomy places the organism in Eukaryota, Metazoa, Chordata, Aves, Galliformes, Phasianidae. Bases 1 to 573 code for a protein of 190 amino acids. Gene Ontology annotation, cellular component: mitochondrion. Gene Ontology annotation, molecular function: ribosomal large subunit binding.
AUGUGGCGGGCGCUGCUGGGAGGUCGCCGCCUGUUGCGGUCCUGCUCCGCCGCGCUCGUGGCUGGGGCGCCGCGCGGGGGCGGGGGAGCAGCUGUGAGGGGAGCGGGGGGCGGCGGAGCGGCGGCCGCGACGGAGGAGCGGCGGCAGGUGGCAGACUCUUCUCUUCCAAAGUUCAGCAUUGACUUUGUUGUAAAUCUGCUGAGGCAAGAGAAUGCGAAGGACAUCUGUGUCAUCCAAAUACCUCCAGAAAUAAAGUACUGCAAUUAUUUUAUAGUUGUGAGCGGAUCUUCAACACGGCAUCUCCAUGCAAUGGCACAUUACAUGCUGAAGAUGUACAAGCAUCAGAAGGAAGAAAGUGAUCCUCACACUCGGAUUGAAGGGAAAGAAACAGAUGACUGGCUGUGCAUUGAUUUUGGAAGCAUAGUGGUACACUUCAUGCUGCCAGAGACACGAGAGACUUAUGAACUGGAGAAGCUGUGGACUCUAGGUUCCUAUGACGACCAGUUAGCACAGAUGACUCCACAGUUACUGCCAGAAGACUUUAUACUAGGACUGACUUCUGAACAGCAGUGAUCAACUUGUGACAAGAACUUAACGUAGCUGCUGAGGUGCCUGACUAGGAGACGGGAGUUGCCUCAGCGGACACAGGAGGCACAGCAACUUGGCCAUCACUAGCACGAUCAGCAUAAACCAGUGUAUCAAAAGAGCUGCCGGAAUGUCAUGAAGGGACAGUAUCAUAGGGGACCUUCCUGGAAGAUGUCUCAAUGGAGUUUGCAGUGAGGACGGUAGGAAAAGACAACCAUUUAAGCUACUUACCCCCAAAACUCAGGCACAGUCUCUGCAAGGGCUGUUUUUCUAGCAUCUUUGAAAGGCCUGCCUGUGGUGGCAGUGCAUGCUGAAGUACCUUUCCUGCAAAAUGGCUUGAGUGCUGUACAGUAAAGUUACAUUAAGUAGUAAAGUUUAAGUGAGGCUUCUUGUGUGAAGUCAGUUGCUUUUGGUUGAGGUGAAGCAAAUGAUGUGCCGAGCUGAAGGGAGAGAGAAAACAGUGGUGUUGCUGAACUCAUAAAAGCCAAGAGUAGCAGUAACAAAUGUGUCUUGAAUUAACAGAAUAGUAAGUCAGUUCUUCAGCCAAGGCCAAUCUGUUUUUAAUAAUAAUAAUAAAAACACAACUGAAGAACUUCAA